Talaromyces stipitatus ATCC 10500 is the source of this 1370-nucleotide messenger RNA. RefSeq lists its product as uncharacterized. Gene Ontology annotation, cellular component: nucleus. Bases 75 to 1370 code for a protein of 431 amino acids. NCBI's taxonomy places the organism in Eukaryota, Fungi, Ascomycota, Eurotiomycetes, Eurotiales, Trichocomaceae. The transcript has 2 exons. The record is from RefSeq and is a predicted model, not a curated record. Gene Ontology annotation, molecular function: DNA binding.
UAAGUGGCACACCACAUCAAAAUUCCAUCCGGAUUUCUAGCAACAACUUUCCGCAGAACCAACAGCAUUAAAAAAUGGUUAAAUCGCGUACGAAAAAUGAUCCUAGCUAUGAAGGGAGGCUUUCUCUUGCUAUUGAUGCGCUAAAUAACGAAAAAAUCACGAAAUUACGCGACGCCGCACGCACUUUUGACGUAUCUUUAACAACACUGCGAAGGCGCCUGAAGGGCUCAGUUCCAGCGCAUAAUGCCGGUAUUACACGCAGAAAGAUGACCCCUACAGAAGAAGCUGUACUCCGGGGUUGGGUCUUCUCACUAGAGCGCCGUGGCGUUCCGCCUAGGCAGCAUAUGCUCCAUGAAAUGGCAAAUAUUUUGCUAGCUCAAAGAGAUCCUACCAAAAUACCUGAGAAGGUUGGUAAGAAUUGGGUAACAACCUUUCUUAAGCGACAACCGGAUCUCAAGGCUAAAUUCGCACGCCGAUUAUCCUAUUCUAGAGCUCUUUGUGAAGAUCCAGUCGUUAUUGGUGGCUUUUUUGAGGAGAUUAAGCAGCUCAAAGAGGAAUAUGGGAUUGCCGAUGAAGAUAUAUACAACUUUGACGAGACAGGGUUCGCCAUGGGGAUCUCUUCUACAGCAAAAGUUAUAUGCAGCUCAGAUCGUUCAGGAAAACCUAGCCUCAUUCAGCCAGGAAAUCGUGAAUGGGUUACUGUUGUUGAGUGCGUUGGAAGCACCGGCACUGUGGUGCCUCCCCUGAUUAUAUUCAAAUCCGGCACCAACAGAGCUGAGUGCGUACGGAUCCAAACUUAUACCACACAAAAUAUUAAGAGCGGCUUUUCACACACUGGGAUUGUGCCAUAUAAUCUACAAAAAGUCCUAUCUCAGUUGCAAAUUGCUGUCCGGGAGGCUACUCCAGCCUCAAUUCGCCCUAGCACGUCAAGCAGCAGCACCUGGAGCCCAAAAACGCCUUACAAUGCCCGUACGCUAGAAAAACAGGCCAAAUCUGUCAAGAGAUCUCUCAAUAUGGGAGAUUUAGACAGCAAUUCGCCAUCGUGUCCGGCUUUUAACCAGUUGAUCAAGGGAUCCCUUGUAGUGAUGCACCAAGCUGCCAUUUUAGCUAGGGAGAACCAUAACCUACGCGAAGCAAAUGAUAUUUUACAGAAGCGCCGCACUCGCCGUACAAAAGCCCUACAAGCCGAUGGUAUUUUGACAGUCGCUGAAGGCCGAGAGCUUGCUCAGGAGCUUCCUGAAGAGGCUCAACCCCCUCCUCCACCCAACGGGAGCGCGCCUUUGCAGCCAGCUCAACGGGCCCUACCAAGGUGUAGUAAUUGCUGGGAAAUAGGGCAUAAGCGCAAUCGCUGUCCAAAUAUAUCUACAUAG